This is a messenger RNA of Oncorhynchus keta (chum salmon), 2349 nucleotides long. RefSeq names its product ribonuclease inhibitor-like. The record is from RefSeq and is a predicted model, not a curated record. Gene Ontology annotation, molecular function: protein binding. The coding region runs from base 298 to 1659 and encodes 453 amino acids. The transcript is spliced from 6 exons. NCBI's taxonomy places the organism in Eukaryota, Metazoa, Chordata, Actinopteri, Salmoniformes, Salmonidae.
CAGAAAGGAGACAUGUCUGAUAAGGACAAAUAUAGCUGGGUCACUGUCCAGAAAGGGGGGACGCGCCUGACAGAGGACGCGCCUGACAGAGGACACGCCUGAUACAGGACCAGCCAUAGUAUAAUUAAGAACUGGUGCCAACUGUUUGACAACUGACAAACCUUAAAGGGCCGGCGCACAAUUUUACUAUAGCGCCAUACUGGUAUUAUCAACUUCACUAUGACAUUCAAAAGUAACACAGGUUUACACUAGCAGGGAAAGCUAAACUUACACUAACAUUAAUACAACCUCUCUCUCAUGUAUCUACUCUGUAUUUGCAGACUUGCUGACUGUCAACUCAUAGAAGCAUCGUGUGAACUGUUAGUCUCCUCUCUCAGCUCAAACCCCUCAAACCUGAGAGAGCUGGACAUGAGUAACAAUGACCUGAAGGAUUCAGGAGUGAAGCGGCUCUCUGCUGGACUGGGGAAUCCCCACUGUAAACUGGAGACUCUGAAGCUAUCAGGCUGUGGAUUUACAGAAGAAGGCUGUGCUGCCCUGGUCUCAGCUCUGAGGUCAAACCCCAACCACCUGAGAGAGCUGGACCUGAGUGACAAUCAUCUAGGAGACUCAAUAGUGCAACAUGUCUCUCCUGGAUUAGAGGAUUCAAUCUGGAGACUGGAGAUCCUAAAUCUCUCUGGCUGUAAACUCACAGAAGCAUCCUGUGAAGUGUUGGCCUCAGCUCUCAGUUCCUCCUCACACCUGAGAGAGCUGGAUCUGAGUAACAAUGACCUGCUGGAUUCAGGAGUGAAGCUGCUCUUAGCUGGACGGAGAGAUUCACCGUGUAAACUGGAGAUUCUGAGGUUGGCAUUCUGUGAAGUCACAGAGGAAGGCUGUGCUUCUCUGGCCUCAGCUCUGAAGUCAAACCCUUCACACCUGAGAGAGCUGGAUCUGAGUUACAAUCACCCAGGAGACUCGGGAGUCAGACUGCUCUCUGCUGGACUGGAGGAUCCACACUGCAGACUGGAGAAACUCAAUGUGGAACAUGGAGGACAGUACACAAUUAAACACGGGCUUAGAAAAUAUGGCUGUGUGCUCUCGCUGGACCCGAACACAGCAAGCAGAAACCUCUCUCUGUCUGAGGAGAACAGAACGGUGACAUGGAGGACAGAGGAGCAGCCGUAUGCUGAUCACCUGGAGAGAUUUCAGGAUUUCGACCAGGUGCUGUGUACAGAGGGUCUGUCAGGGCGCUGUUACUGGGAGGUAGAGUGGAGUGGGAGAGGAGCUCAUAUCGGUGUGACGUAUAAAGGAAUCAAUAGGUCAGGAAGGGGUGAUGACAGUGGGCUUGGACCUAGUGACAAAACCUGGUGUCUGGUCUGUUGUGAUGACCAUUACAUGGCCUGGAUCAAUAGUAAGCUCACUACCAUACCUUCCCCCUCCUCCUCCCCCCCGUCCAACAGAGUAGGACUGUAUCUGGACUGGCCGGCCGGCACGAUGUCUUUCUACAAGGUCUGUUCUGAUACACUGACUCACCUGCACACGUUCUACACCACAUUUACCGAGCCCCUCUACCCAGGGCUGUUUGUUUGGUGUCACUCCUCAGUGUCCCUGUGUCAGGUGGUGGCCCUGUGUCAGAAACACAACGUCAUGUUUCCCUCUAAUCACGGUCCUGUUCGGCAGUAGGAGACGCCGUGUAUCACACCACCCGGGCCUUAUUGCUUAAUUAGAAAACGGCUCCCUGGGAAAUCUGCGGUUUGACUGGUUUAAAUGGUGUGUUGUCAUUGAUAAUUCCCCUAUUCCCACACAUCAUUUAGAUGUAGUAUCAGUUGUAAAAUAGAUAGUAUUGAUUCUAGAUUGUCAUAUUGGCCAUUCAAUCCUGUCUUGGCCAUAUUACCACAAACCCCCUAAAGGUGCCUUAUUGCUAUUAUAAGUGGGUUACUAAUGUAAUUAGAGCAGUAAAAAUACAUGUUUUUGUCAUACCCGUGGUAUAAGGUCUGAUAUACCACGGCUGUCAGCCAAUCAGCAUUCAGGGCUCCAGCCACCCGGUUUAUAAUGUCUGAUAUAUCACGGCUGUCAGCCAAUCAGCAUUCAGGGCUCCAACCACCCAGUUUAUAAUGUCUGAUAUACCACGGCUGUCAGCCAAUCAGCAUUCAGGGCUCCAACCACCCGGUUUAUAACCCUUUUAUUAUACAAUUCUGCUUCUGUGUGAACUCAAUUACACAGAAUGGAAAUGACAUAACAGAUUUGACCUGUGAACUCAAUUACACAGAAUGAAAAUGACACAUCACAGAUUUGACCUGUGUGAAAUGAAGACGAUGGAAUAAAGAGUUGGUAUUUGUUUAAAUGGUAUUUGAAUAAAUUCAAUAAAACUGA